AUGACGGCGGCCGCAGCCCUCGGCACACUGCUAACUCUCAUGUUCCCGGUGCUUCUCGUCUUGUGGCUCCGUGCGAAAGAUGCCGCCGGCAAAACUACCCGCGUCCUCGUCCUAGUCCUCGGCGACAUCGGCCGCUCACCUCGAACGCAGUACCACGCCAUAUCCCUUGCACGCGAAGGUUUUGAGGUGCAUCUAGCGGGUUACCAGGGCUCACCAGUGUUACCAGAGGUCCUGCAGGCCGGUGACAAAAUAACUGUGCAUCACAUCCCGAAUCCCAUGAAACUGCCUGUCGUGCGGGCGGGUGGGGUGGUGGGCAUAGCGGCGUACGUGGGGCUUGCGGCGUUCCGGGUGGUGAGGCAGCUGGUGCAGCUGCUGAUGCUGUGUUUGAGAGAUGUGCCGGCUUUCGGGACUAUACUAGUGCAAAAUCCCCCGGCAGUUCCUACGCUGGUCAUUGUGCAAUUCCUGCGAUUGGUGGUGGGGUGCAAGGUCAUCAUCGAUUGGCAUAACUUUGGAUACUCCAUCAUGGCGUUGAAUGUUGGGCAAAGGAGUCGGAUAGUGAAGCUUGCUGAAUGGUACGAAAAAGCAUUCGGCAACUUCGCCAGCGCUCACCUCUGCGUAAGCAAAGCAAUGGCCGCCGAAAUGAAAACCGUCUGGGGCGUGCGAGGCCCAAUAGUAACUAUGUACGACAAACCCCCCUCCCACUUCCGCCGCCUCCCCCUCGCCGAAAUCCACGCAUUCCUCUCCCGUUACGAUCUCACCACCCCCAUAAUGCGUCCCACCACCUCCCCAACGACGACAUCACAAACCCUCCUAACCCACCUCACACCCACGGGCACACUCGAACCCCUCACCGGGCGCCCCGCGUUGGUCGUUAGCAGCACGAGUUGGACGGAGGAUGAGGAUUUUGAGAUGUUGUUGGAGGGGUUGGGGUUGUACGAGGCGGCUGCGGGAAGCAAGCAAGGGGGAGGGGAUGACCAGACGGUGUUACCCGACAUCGUACUGGUGAUUACAGGCAAGGGGCCGUUGAAGGACAUGUAUCUGGCGAAGAUCAAAGCGAAGGCGUUGAAGAGGGUACGGGUGUUGACUGCUUGGUUACCUGCUGAAGAUUAUCCGCUCUUGCUCGGCUCAGCAGACCUCGGCAUCUCCCUCCACACCUCCUCCUCCGGGCUCGACCUGCCGAUGAAGAUUGUGGAUAUGUUUGGGUGUGGGCUGCCGGUUUGUGCUGUUGGGUAUCCGUGUCUAGAGGAAUUGGUCCAGGACGGUGUGAAUGGACGUGUUUUUGGGACUCCGGAGGAGUUGUGUGGGCAGUUAAAGUCUCUCCUCGCCACACCCUCCACAUCCUCAACAAAAACUACACCACACAUCCCAACACCCGCUCUGACAUCCCUUCGCGCCGGCACCAAGGCGUUCGGGCGUACGCGGUGGCAUGAGGAGUGGGUGGGCGUUGUCGAGCCGCUGAUUGUCGGGUAG
This is a messenger RNA of Fimicolochytrium jonesii, 1470 nucleotides long. Its product is annotated as chitobiosyldiphosphodolichol beta-mannosyltransferase-like protein. Bases 1 to 1470 code for a protein of 489 amino acids. Gene Ontology annotation, cellular component: endoplasmic reticulum. The record is from RefSeq and is a predicted model, not a curated record. Gene Ontology annotation, molecular function: mannosyltransferase activity. Lineage: Eukaryota; Fungi; Chytridiomycota; Chytridiomycetes; Spizellomycetales; Powellomycetaceae. The transcript has 7 exons.